UGUAAGCGUGCAUGUUGAGUGUGCAGUGUGCAUGGGACUUCGGCAACCGGCAUGAAUCCACCCCAGCCAAGACUCACCGGGCGACCCGAAGCGGUGCAAACAGUGCUCACAAGAUCUCGCACACGACCUGAUGACGUAUCGAGGGAAGUAGCUACCCUCCGAAAGUGCGGGAUAACUGAAUCUCGAGGUGGUUGAUAAGGCGGCGAGUCCGCCUUGCCUUGUUUCGCCGACGACAUCCUAACAACAUAUAAUACCCUCUACUUACCCUAGACUUUCCUUGAUACAUCAACCCAAACACCGUUGAGAACUUGAAAGAGAUGGCAGCAACAGAAUACUACAUGGGCACUGCGGCCGCGCAGCAACUCGGCCAUAUCAGGCCGCCUGCGCAUGAACUGCCUGGACACCAGCAAUUGUCGUACCAGCACUCGCAGCCUGCAAACCAAAUCCAGCCUUAUAACGAAAGGCCUCCAACCUACUCGCCAUAUCCUGCCCAACAACAGCAACCGCGACCACAGCAAACCUACCAACCUCAACAAUACCAACAGCGCCCGCAAGGCCAUCAGCAACCCUACCCUCUACCGCCAGCGUCAUACUCGCCACGCCCUACCUCGCAACCGCGACCGCAACGCUACCCGCAACCACAACCGCAAAGCGCCCUCCUCGGAGUUCCCCUACAGCACCAUCGCAGCCAUUCCCAGCCUCCACGCGUCCGCUUUGCAGACCGUGACGAGUACUCGACCGACUCCGGCUCGUACACCUCCGACUCCUCCGCUUCCCGGCGCCGCCACAAGAAACAUCACCACCAUCACCAUCACCGCCGGUCAUCGGAUCAUGAUAGCCGCGACCGAGGGUACGACUCCGAGCCGCGCUCCGAGCCCCGAAACGCACACUCCAAGUCUCGAAAGAACCGCGAUACCUUCCUGGGUGCUGGCGCAGGCGGCGUGAUCGGGGAUGCAAUCUUCCCUGGACUAGGCACCGUAGGUGGGCUACUGCUAGGCGGCUACGGGGGUCGAAAGCGCGCGAGUAAGAAGGAGGAGGAUAGGGAGUGGGAGGCCGAGAGCGAUGCCGAUUCCGCACGCAAGCAUGGGCGGAACCACAAGCAUAGGCAUCAUAGGGAGUAUGAUGACGGUGGCUAUGCGGGGGAGGGGAGGCACAAGCAUCAUAGGGGUGGGGAGAGUGGGUGGGAUGAGGAGAGUAGGACGUAUAGGAAGGGGUUGGCUGUGAGGUAGAGCGGGAUUGUGCGAUGGCGGGACGAGACACGUUCAUGACUAGACGGCCUAUCUAUGGAUUCUUGCGCUAUACCCUUGCGAGUUGUAUACAUGUUAUGCUUCCAAGAACUGUAUCACCAAAAUCAGCGAUGAGAAAUACUAGCCACCUCCCGUAACGCGAAUGUGGGAUAUAUU
Molecule: messenger RNA, 1403 nt
Organism: Paraphaeosphaeria sporulosa
Lineage: Eukaryota; Fungi; Ascomycota; Dothideomycetes; Pleosporales; Didymosphaeriaceae
Exons: 1
Coding region: 318-1229 (303 amino acids)
Source: RefSeq, a predicted model, not a curated record